Molecule: messenger RNA, 2214 nt
Organism: Trypanosoma cruzi
Lineage: Eukaryota; Euglenozoa; Kinetoplastea; Trypanosomatida; Trypanosomatidae
Product: microtubule-associated protein, putative
Exons: 1
Molecular function (GO): microtubule binding
Source: RefSeq, a predicted model, not a curated record
AUGGGGCCUUCCGCGCAAAAUUACGACACACAAGAGGAAGAGGAUGUGGGGCCGCGCCAUGUUGAUCCCGACCACUUCCGCUCGACGACUCAGGACGCGUACAGGCCCGUUGAUCCCUCGGCGUACAAGCGCGCCUUGCCGCAGGAAGAGCAAGAGGAUGUGGGACCGCGCCAUGUUGAUCCCGACCACUUCCGCUCGACGACUCAGGACGCGUACAGGCCCGUUGAUCCCUCGGCGUACAAGCGCGCCUUGCCGCAGGAAGAGGAAGAGGAUGUGGGACCGCGCCACGUUGAUCCCGACCACUUCCGCUCGACGACUCAGGACGCGUACAGGCCCGUUGAUCCCUCGGCGUACAAGCGCGCCUUGCCGCAGGAAGAGGAAGAGGAUGUGGGACCGCGCCACGUUGAUCCCGACCACUUCCGCUCGACGACUCAGGACGCGUACAGGCCCGUUGAUCCCUCGGCGUACAAGCGCGCCUUGCCGCUGGAAGAGCAAGAGGAUGUGGGACCGCGCCACGUUGAUCCCGACCACUUCCGCUCGACGACUCAGGACGCGUACAGGCCCGUUGAUCCCUCGGCGUACAAGCGCGCCUUGCCGCAGGAAGAGCAAGAGGAUGUGGGACCGCGCCAUGUUGAUCCCGACCACUUCCGCUCGACGACUCAGGACGCGUACAGGCCCGUUGAUCCCUCGGCGUACAAGCGUGCCUUGCCGCUGGAAGAGCAAGAGGAUGUGGGACCGCGCCAUGUUGAUCCCGACCACUUCCGCUCGACGACUCAGGACGCGUACAGGCCCGUUGAUCCCUCGGCGUACAAGCGCGCCUUGCUGCUGGAAGAGGAAGAGGAUGUGGGACCGCGCCACGUUGAUCCCGACCACUUCCGCUCGACGACUCAGGACGCGUACAGGCCCGUUGAUCCCUCGGCGUACAAGCGUGCCUUGCCGCUGGAAGAGGAAGAGGAUGUGGGGCCGCGCCACGUUGAUCCCGACCACUUCCGCUCGACGACUCAGGACGCGUACAGGCCCGUUGAUCCCUCGGCGUACAAGCGCGCCUUGCCGCAGGAAGAGCAAGAGGAUGUGGGGCCGCGCCACGUUGAUCCCGACCACUUCCGCUCGACGACUCAGGACGCGUACAGGCCCGUUGAUCCCUCGGCGUACAAGCGCGCCUUGCCGCAGGAAGAGGAAGAGGAUGUGGGGCCGCGCCACGUUGAUCCCGACCACUUCCGCUCGACGACUCAGGACACGUACAGGCCCGUUGAUCCCUCGGCGUACAAGCGUGCCUUGCCGCAGGAAGAGCAAGAGGAUGUGGGACCGCGCCACGUUGAUCCCGACCACUUCCGCUCGACGACUCAGGACGCGUACAGGCCCGUUGAUCCCUCGGCGUACAAGCGCGCCUUGCCGCAGGAAGAGGAAGAGGAUGUGGGGCCGCGCCAUGUUGAUCCCGACCACUUCCGCUCGACGACUCAGGACGCGUACAGGCCCGUUGAUCCCUCGGCGUACAAGCGCGCCUUGCCGCAGGAAGAGCAAGAGGAUGUGGGGCCGCGCCACGUUGAUCCCGACCACUUCCGCUCGACGACUCAGGACGCGUACAGGCCCGUUGAUCCCUCGGCGUACAAGCGUGCCUUGCCGCUGGAAGAGGAAGAGGAUGUGGGGCCGCGCCAUGUUGAUCCCGACCACUUCCGCUCGACGACUCAGGAUGCGUACAGGCCCGUUGAUCCCUCGGCGUACAAGCGUGCCUUGCCGCAGGAAGAGCAAGAGGAUGUGGGACCGCGCCAUGUUGAUCCCGACCACUUCCGCUCGACGACUCAGGACGCGUACAGGCCCGUUGAUCCCUCGGCGUACAAGCGUGCCUUGCCGCAGGAAGAGCAAGAGGAUGUGGGACCGCGCCAUGUUGAUCCCGACCACUUCCGCUCGACGACUCAGGACGCGUACAGGCCCGUUGAUCCCUCGGCGUACAAGCGCGCCUUGCCGCAGGAAGAGCAAGAGGAUGUGGGACCGCGCCAUGUUGAUCCCGACCACUUCCGCUCGACGACUCAGGACGCGUACAGGCCCGUUGAUCCCUCGGCGUACAAGCGUGCCUUGCCGCAGGAAGAGCAAGAGGAUGUGGGACCGCGCCAUGUUGAUCCCGACCACUUCCGCUCGACGACUCAGGACGCGUACAGGCCCGUUGAUCCCUCGGCGUACAAGCGCGCCUUGCCGCAGGAAGAGCAAGAGGAUGUG